Verticillium alfalfae VaMs.102 is the source of this 1344-nucleotide messenger RNA. RefSeq names its product general alpha-glucoside permease. The coding region runs from base 1 to 1344 and encodes 447 amino acids. Gene Ontology annotation, molecular function: carbohydrate:proton symporter activity. NCBI's taxonomy places the organism in Eukaryota, Fungi, Ascomycota, Sordariomycetes, Glomerellales, Plectosphaerellaceae. Gene Ontology annotation, biological process: transmembrane transport; carbohydrate transport. The transcript has 3 exons. The record is from RefSeq and is a predicted model, not a curated record. Gene Ontology annotation, cellular component: membrane.
AUGUCCACCAAGAAGUCACAGACCAUCGGCUGUCUCCAUGAGGAGACCCGUCCCACUUCCCAGGGCAAAGUGCCCCUGACGCAAGACGCCGCCGCCAAUGCCGCUCAGCGAAUAGAGACGACCCUAACUCUCAGGGAGGCCUUGCAGUAUUACCAUAAGGCCAUUGCCUGGUCGCUCGCCGUAUCAACUGCUACCAUCAUGGAGUCGUACGACCUCAUGCUCAUCGGCUCGUUCUUCGCCUUUCCGCCUUUCCAACGCAAGUUUGGCAUCCAACUGCCCAAUGGAUCCUGGUCCAUUCCAGCCCGGUGGCAGCUGGCUCUGGGCAUGGUUACCAAUUGCGGCUUGAUUCUUGGCGUAUUUGCCAACGGCUAUUGCGCCGACCGCUGGGGGUUCCGCAAAGUCUUGAUGGCCUCGCAUGCGGCUCUCAUCGCCUUGAUAUUUAUUAACUUUUUCGCGCCCUCUGUGGAAGUUCUGACAGCUGGCACGUUUCUGAUGGCCGCAGCGACGAGGCCGAAGUCGUUGUGCGCCGCCUCCUCUCGGCGCCUGAGGAGGUCAUCAACCGCGGGACACGGUGGCCAUGAUGGCACGCACGAUACGCACGGAGAAAGAGAUGAGCAUCCAUGGGUCGUGGGCCGACUGCUUCCGCGGCGACAAUUUGCGGCGAACCGAGAUCUCCAUGAUCAGCUGGGGCUGUCAGAUACUGCCGGGAUUCCGGUGCAGAACUACAUUACCUAUUUCUUCACGCUGGCCGGGCUGUCGCCAGCCGACUCGUUCUACAUGUCGAUCGUGAAACUAACGGCACAGGCAACGCAAGUCUCGCUUUUCCUCGGCACGGUCACAUCCUUCUUCCUCAUGACGAAACUCGGCUGGCGUACCGUCUACCUCGCCGGUCUCGCCGCCAUGCUCCCACUCAUGUCCCUCGUCGGCUUUCUCGCGCUGGCACCCGCUAAUCCGGCUGUUCGCUGGGCGCAGUCAGCUCUCCUACUCAUCUGGUUCCUCGUCUACGGUCUAUCCAUCGGUCCCAUUCCUUAUGGCAUCGCCGCCGCCGUCGGUGCCACCAAUCUGCGGGUCAAGACCAUCUCGCUGGGCAGGAACACAUACUACAUCUUGAACAUAGUCAACACUGUCGUGGCUCCCUACUUGCUGAACCCGCAGGAGGCGAAUCUGCAGGGCAAAGCGGCGUUCCCGGCGGCAGGCUUGACGCUGAUGCUCACGAUAUGGGCGUGGUUCAGACUGCCUGAGCUGAAGGGGCUGACGGGCGAGACGCUGGACAGUCUGUUCGAGAGAAAGGUUCCGACAAGACAGUUUCUGAGGGCGGCAAAGGAGCUGCAGCACGUGCGGUAG